Zea mays is the source of this 1583-nucleotide messenger RNA. RefSeq lists its product as uncharacterized. Gene Ontology annotation, biological process: mRNA splicing, via spliceosome. The record is from RefSeq and is marked validated. Lineage: Eukaryota; Viridiplantae; Streptophyta; Magnoliopsida; Poales; Poaceae. Gene Ontology annotation, molecular function: RNA lariat debranching enzyme activity. Gene Ontology annotation, cellular component: nucleus.
AUCCACCUUACUCCCUCCAGCUCUCAGCUCUCCCUUCGCCGCCGCCGGGUACUCGGCGCUCCAUCCAGGCACUCCAGCCACCCCCACCCCUUCCUCCGCCGCCGGGUACUCGGCGCUCCAUCCAGGCGUCCCCGCCCCGCGGCCGCCUGCUACUCGUUCGGGCGCUCCAUCCAGCGUUCUCCCUCCAGCUCCAGUCUCCGGCGCGAUGAAGAUCGCGGUGGAGGGGUGCAUGCAUGGGGAGCUGGACAUAGUCUAUGACACGCUGCGAAGGCUCGAGGAGGCCGAGGGCGUCAAGAUUGACCUCCUCCUCUGCUGCGGCGAUUUCCAGGCUGUUAGGAAUGAGAACGAUUUACAGUGUGUUAGCGUUCCACAAAAGUAUCGUACCAUGAACACAUUUUGGAAGUACUACUCAGGAGAAGCAGUUGCUCCGUACCCAACCAUCUUUAUUGGUGGAAACCACGAAGCAUCCAAUUAUCUGUGGGAAUUGUACUAUGGAGGAUGGGCAGCACCUAACAUAUACUUUUUGGGGUUUGCUGGUGUUGUUAAGUUUGGAAACAUACGAAUUGGUGGAUUGUCAGGAAUACAUAACAAACACCAUUAUCAUUUAGGACACUAUGAGAGGCCUCCAUACAAUAAAGAUACUAUACGGUCUGUGUACCAUGUAAGGCAUUAUGAUGUUCUCAAGCUCAUGCAUUUGAAGGAGCCGCUAGAUGUAUUCUUGUCACAUGAUUGGCCUCUGGGCAUUACCGAGUAUGGAAACUGGCAGAAGCUCAUUAGUGUGAAGAAGAACUUUGAAGAUGAGGUUAACAAUAGAACACUAGGCAGCAAACCUGCAGCUGAAUUACUGAACAAGCUAAAACCACCAUACUGGUUUUCGGCGCACCUUCACUGUAAGUUUCCUGCUGUUAUCCAGCAUGGCAAGAAUGGACCUACAACGAAGUUUCUUGCACUUGAUAAGUGCAUUCCUGGGCGCAAUUUUUUGCAGGUUAUAGACAUUCCAUCCAAUCCAGGACCAUAUGAAAUCCAGUAUGAUGAAGAAUGGCUUGCAAUAACACGAAAAUUCAACAGUGUUUUCCCUUUAGCACGGACACAGUUUACUAUGCGGGAUGAGCAGCUCGACACUCAAGAAGACCGGCAAUGGGUCAGGAGCAAGUUGAAUACUAGAGGAGCUAAGCCUUUUGAUUUUGUUCAGACUGCACCAUCUUUCAAUCCUUCCAGUACAACAUCUAAACAGUCCAUAACAGUUUGCUGCAGGAAUCCACAAACUGAGUCUUUUCUUCAGCUUCUGGAACUCCCAUAUCUGCUGGACUCAUCUAAAUCUGAGAUGUUUGGUAGAAAUGAGUCAACUUCUCAGACAGGAAACACACUUGAUAAUGAAGAUAUAGAGCUACCAGAUGAAGAUGAGGAUGCUUUAGAAGAUGACGAGUGAAGGACAGCACUUUUAGACAAGUACCAUUGCACCUAUCAUGUUGGUUGCAGGGUUUGCGAUAGAUUUCAUUGUCUUUUGUAGAUUGCAAUCUAUAUAUCUAGACGAGGAACUAACAUGUACUAGAUUGUAUUGUCAUAGCUGCUUUUUUGUUGGA